AUGGUGAGAGGGCAGCGUCACUGCCCUCUGCUAGCAAACAACAGGACCUGCACCCCAGCAGCGCACCCUGGAGGCCCAGUGGAGGAUCUGAUCAUCACCCCAGCUGUAAACACAGUGGUAGUGUUCAUGUGGUCCACUAGGGGGCGCAGCUACUCCGUGCUGCAGGCUCAGGUCAAGGCCAUGAGAGCGACAGGUGAGACAGGUGCGCAGUCCUCCAUCCUCCUCCUCUCUGCACUCUGCACAGUUAUGGCUCCGAGACCUGAAGAGGGGUCCGAUCCUUCCCCCAGUCUGGUGCUGGAGGUGCAGUCCGCUGUCCCCAUCAUCAUGGGCGCCAACAUCGGGACCUCGGUCACCAACACCAUCGUGGCCAUGAUGCAGGCGGGAGACCGGAACGAGUUCAGACGGGCGUUCGCUGGGGCCACGGUGCACGACUUCUUCAACUGGCUGUCGGUGAUGGUCCUGCUGCCGCUGGAGGUGGCCACCGGAGCCCUGUACAAACUCACAGACCUCAUCAUCACCUCCUUCAACAUCCAGAGCGGAGAAGACGCACCAGACCUGCUCAACGUCAUCACAGACCCCCUCACAGAUGCCAUCGUGCAGUCGACCGUUAAUCAGACGGUGUACAACUGCACCCGCGGAUCCUUGUGUUGGGAGGAGGGAAACCUGACCUGGGCCCAAGUUAACAUCACCAAUACCUUCAACCUGAACAAAUGUAUUGGGGUGAUCAGCUUGGAGAGGGCCUACCCACUGACUCUGGGCUCUAACCUGGGCACCACCACCACAGCGAUCCUCGCUGCCAUGGCCAGUCCUGGAGAAACUCUGUCCAACUCAUUACAGAUUGCUUUGUGCCACUUCUUCUUCAACAUCAUGGGGAUCCUGCUGUGGUACCCCUUCCCCUUCCAGAGGCUCCCCAUCCGCCUCGCUCGCGGCCUGGGCAACAAAACCGCCAACUACCGCUGGUUCGCCGCCUUCUACUUGGUGCUGUGCUUCCUGGUGCUGCCCAUCGGGGUGUUCGGGCUCUCCCUGGUAGGCUGGCCCGUCCUGGUGGGGGUGGGGGCCCCAAUCGUGGCCCUGGUAGUGUUUGCCGUGGUGGUGAACGUGAUGCAGAAGAGGUGUCCGCGCUUCCUGCCCUCGCUGCUCCGCUCCUGGGACUUCCUGCCGCGGCCGCUGCACUCGCUGGCGCCGUGGGACCGAGUGGUGACGGUGUCUCUGGGCUUCUGCAAUAAUCACUGCUGCUGCUGCUGUCGCUGCUGCCACUGCUGCAACAAGGAGAAGAACGAGGAGGUGCAGAACGUCAGGAGCCUGCAGAUGUACGAUAACCCGGCCCUGACCAAAGACGAGGACAACGUCAAUUUAUCGCAGCAUCUGUCGAGUCCUAACUCUGAGGUACACGACGAGAAGCGAGAAGCAGAGACCGAGUGUGAGAUCAAUGUUCCCCCGGACCAUCAGGACAUCCAAGCACCAACUGUAGCUGCACCUGCGGCCAGACACAAGUCCAAUGAACAAAGACAGAAGACUCCUGUGAGGCUGCUCUCUCGUCAGUCCUCUCUCCUUUCUCCUCUCUCCUCUGUCCUCUCUCCUCAGUCCUCUCUCCUCUGUCCUCUCUCCUCUGUCCUCUCUCCUCAGUCCUCUCUCCUCUGUCCUCUCUCCUCUGUCCUCUCUCCUCUGUCCUCUCUCCUUUCUCAUCUCUCCUCAGUCCUCUCUCCUCUGUCCUCUCUCCUCUGUCCUCUCUCCUCUGUCCUCUCUCCUCUGUCCUCUCUCCUCUGUCCUCUCUCCUCUGUCCUCUCUCCUUUCUCAUCUCUCUCUUCAGUCCUCUCUCCUCUGUCCUCUCUCCUCUGUCCUCUCUCCUCAGUCCUCUCUCCUCUGUCCUCUCUUCUCUCUCCUCAGUCUCUCUCCUCUCUCCUCUGUCCCUCUCUCCUCUCGUCCUCAGUCCUCUCUCCUCAGUCCUCUCUCCUCUGUCCUCUUCCUCUCUCCUCUCUCCUCAGUCCUCUCUCCUCUGUCCUCUCUCCUCAGUCCUCUCUCCUCAGUCCUCUCUCCUCAGUCCUCUCUCCUCUGUCCUCUCUCCUCUCUCCUCAGUCCUCUCUCCUCUCUCCUCUCUCCUCAGUCCUCUCUCCUCUGUCUUUCUCCUCGUCCUCUCUCCUCAGUCCUCUCUCCUCUGUCCUCUCUCCUCAGUCCUCUCUCCUCUGUCCUCUCUCCUCUCUCCUCAGUCCUCUCUCCUCUCUCCUCUCUCCUCUCUCCUCUCUCCUCUGUCCUCUCUCCUCUCUCCUCAGUCCUCUCUCCUCUCUCCUCUGUCCUCUCUCCUCUGUCCUCUCUCCUCAGUCCUCUCUCUUCUGUCCUCUCUCCUCUGUCCUCUCUCCUCUCUCCUCUGUCCUCUCUCCUCUGUCCUCUCUCCUCAGUCCUCUCUCCUCACUCCUCUCUCCUCUCUCCUCUCUCCUCUUCCUCUGUCCUCUCUCCUCUGUCCUCUCUCCUUUCUCAUCUCUCCUCAGUCCUCUCUCCUCUGUCCUCUCUCCUCAGUCCUCUCUCCUCAGUCCUCUCUCUUCUGUCCUCUCUCCUCUCUCCUCAGUCCUCUCUCCUCAGUCCUCUCUCCUCACUCCUCUCUCCUCAGUCCUCUCUCCUCUCUCCUCUGUCCUCUCUCCUCUGUCCUCUCUCCUCUGUCCUCUCUCCUCAGUCCUCUCUCCUCUCUCCUCUGUCCUCUCUCCUCUGUCCUUUCUCCUCAGUCCUCUCUCCUCAGUCCUCUCUCCUCAGUCCUCUCUCCUCUCUCCUCUCUCCUCAGUCCUCUCUCCUCAGUCCUCUCUCCUCAGUCCUCUCUCCUCACUCCUCUCUCCUCAGUCCUCUCUCUCUCUCUCCUCUCUCUCUCUGUCCUCUCUCCUCAGUCCUCUCUCCUCUCUCCUCUCUCCUCAGUCCUCUCUCCUCUGUCCUUUCUCCUCAGUCCUCUCUCCUCAGUCCUUUCUCCUCUCUCCUCAGUCCUCUCUCCUCAGUCCUCUCUCCUCUCCCCUCACUCCUCUCUCCUCAGUCCUCUCUCCUCUCUCCUCUGUCCUCUCUCCUCUGUCCUCUCUCCUCAGUCCUAUCUCCUCUCUCCUCUCUCCUCUGUCCUCUCUCCUCUGUCCUCUCUCCUCAGUCCUCUCUCUUCUGUCCUCUCUCCUCUCUCCUCAGUCCUCUCUCCUCAGUCCUCUCUCCUCUGUCCUCUCUCCUCAGUCCUCUCUCCUCUCUACUCAGUCCCUCUCUCCUCUCUCCUCAGUCCUCUCUCCUCUCUCCUCUCUCCUCAGUCCUCUCUCCUCUCUCCUCUCUCCUCAGUCCUCUCUCCUCUGUCCUCUCUCCUCAGUCCUCUCUCCUCUGUCCUCUCUCCUCAGUCCUCUCUCUUCUGUCCUCUCUCCUCUCUCCUCAGUCCUCUCUCCUCAGUCCUCUCCCUCUCCUCCUCCUCUCUCCUCAGUCCUCUCUCCUCUCUCCUCUGUCCUCUCUCCUCUGUCCUCUCUCCUCAGUCCUCUCUCUCUCUCUCUCUCUCUCUCCUCUGUCCUCUCUCCUCUGUCCUCUCUCCUCAGUCCUCUCUCUUCUGUCCUCUCUCCUUUCUCCUCAGUCCUCUCUCCUCUGUCCUCUCUCCUCGGUCCUCUCUUCUCUCUCAUCUCUCCUCAGUCCUCUGUCCUCUCUCCUCUGUCCUCUCUCCUUUCUCCUCUCUCCUCAGUCCUCUCUCCUCUGUCCUCUCUCCUCAGUCCUCUCUCCUCAGUCCUAUCUCCUCUGUCCUCUCUCCUCUCUCCUCUGUCCUCUCUCCUCUGUCCUCUCUCUUCUGUCCUCUCUCCUCUCUCCUCAGUCCUCUCUCCUCAGUCCUCUCUCCUCACUCCUCUCUCCUCAGUCCUCUCACCUCUCUCCUCUCUCCUCUGUCCUCUCUCCUCUGUCCUCUCUCCUCUGUCCUCUCUCCUCUCUCCUCUCUCCUCUGUCCUCUCUCCUCUGUCCUCUCUCCUCAGUCCUCUCUCUUCUGUCCUCUCUCCUCUCUCCUCAGUCCUCUCUCCUCUGUCCUCUCUCCUCGGUCCUCUCUUCUCUCUCAUCUCUCCUCAGUCCUCUGUCCUCUCUCCUCUGUCCUCUCUCCUUUCUCAUCUCUCCUCAGUCCUCUCUCCUCUGUCCUCUCUCCUCAGUCCUCUCUCCUCAGUCCUUUCUCCUCUAAACAACAUGGAGGCCAUCAAAACCGCUUUUGUGUGUGCUCCACUCUCCUGCUCGGUGUCCGACGCGGCAUCAGAUGGCUCCGUAGUAGCGGACGUAGAAGGCGAGGGAGCGGGGAGGCUAUCAUCCUAG
Molecule: messenger RNA, 4284 nt
Organism: Knipowitschia caucasica
Lineage: Eukaryota; Metazoa; Chordata; Actinopteri; Gobiiformes; Gobiidae
Source: the annotation of a GenBank genome assembly